Messenger RNA from Arachis ipaensis, 1137 nucleotides. The record is from RefSeq and is a predicted model, not a curated record. NCBI's taxonomy places the organism in Eukaryota, Viridiplantae, Streptophyta, Magnoliopsida, Fabales, Fabaceae.
AUGGAAGAGGUGAAUUAUAUGGGAAACCCCUCCAGGAACUCCAAUAACAAUCUCUAUUCGAAUUCUUUCAAUCAGGGAUGGAGGAAUCACCCUAACUUUGGGUGGAGAGAUCAGCAGAAGCCUCAACAAAGCUUUAAUAACAAUCAAGAUGGAAUGAACCAGAACAAGUUCAACAACAGACCAUUCCAACCAUCUCAACAGCAGAUGGAGACACCCACACAGAGUCUCUCUGACCUGGAUACCAUAGUCUCUAACUUCUCUAAGGCUACGCAUAGUUUUAUGGCAGAAACUAGGUAUUUCAUUCGCAACUUGGAGAUACAGGUAGGUCAGCUGAGCAAGAGGAUACCAGAGAUCCCCUCCAACACUCUUCCAAGUAACACAGAAGUGAAUCCAAAGGAAGAGUGUAAGGCCCUCACUAUGGAAGCUACGACCGAAUCCAAAGAAGAACCUGCUACUGAGAAACUGAAGGAGAUCGCGGCUCAGGUGGAGACUGGGAGUGUCCCCCUGCACACCCCUAUGAAGAUAGAGAAGUCUGACAAAUAUCCUUCUCCAAAUGCACAGGAGGAGCCUGAUGAUAAGCAACUUGCUCAGUUCUUAGCAGUUCUCAGGAAGUUGCAAGUCAACAUCUCUUUUGUAAAGGUGUUGGAAAAGAAUCCCCCUUCUAUGGCAUGUCUGAAAAGUAUAAUAGCUGACAAGAAAGCCUUAAGGGGAGAUAAAACAAUGGUGCUAACCAAAGAAUGCAGCACCCUAGUUCAGAAGAAGCUGCCUCAAAAGCUCCUAGAUCCUGGAAGCUUUCUGAUUCACUAUACUAUAGGGACUAUCACCUUUGAGAAGGCACUGUGCGACCUUGGCUCUAGUAUUAAUCUUAUGCCUCUCUCUGUAAUGAGGAAGCUGGGGAUUCAAGAGGUGCAGCCCACCAUGAUCUCACUAGAGAUGGCAGAUAAGUCCCUGAAACGAGCAUAUAGUAUGGUGGAAAAUAUCUUUAUAAAAGUUGAAGACCUUUAUCGUCCUGCGGACUUCGUGAUAUUAGACACUGGGAUAAACAGGGACGACUUCAUCAUCCUUGGAAGGCCUUUUCUAGCUACUGCAAAGGCCUUGAUUGAUGUGGAGAAAGGAGAGAUUAUACUGAGGUUAUAG